CUGCAGCACAGUGUCAGCACACAUGAGUAACCUGUAAACACAAGCCUGGAUACCUGUACCUGAGAACACAAACAUGGACACAAAGAUCCAGUCCAGCACCUUGAGGAUUUUUCUUGUUGGAAAAACUGAUGCUGGAAAGAGUUCAACCGGAAACACCAUCUGUGGGAGAAGGGCCUUCACAGUUAAAUCUAUGGACAGAGGUAUCGCAUUUGGCUGCACAAAGGAGAGGAGAAACUUUGAUGGUCAACUCCUAUAUAUUGUAGAUACACCAGGUUUGUUUGACCCGAGCCAAACUAAUGAAAACGUAAAGAAGGAGAUUGCUAACGGUGUAGCAUUAGCUGCUCCUGGCCAUCACGUGUUGUUGGUGGUAAUUAGACCAGGCAAAUUCACAAGCGAAGAACAAGAAACUGUGAACAUUAUUCAGAUGAUGUUUGGAGAGGAGGCAUCACGUUACACCAUGGCCCUGUUCACCCGUGGAGAUGACCUUGAGACAGAUGGAGUUGUCAUAGAAGAAGUUAUUCGUCAAAGUUCACAUCUCAGUACCUUCAUCGGUCAGUGUGGUGGAGGAUACCAUGUGCUCAACAACAGAAGCGAGGAUCCCUCUCAGGUCAGAGAGUUGCUGGAGAAAAUCAACACAAUGGUGCAGAGCAAUGGAGGUAGACACUACACGGAUGAGAUGUUUAGAGCCGCUGCCGAAACCACGCAAAAAGAAAAUAAGGAAGAAACAAGAAAACAGGAGGAAAGCCAAAACCUUCUUCUUCAGAUUGUGCCUUUACCGGUAGCUGUGGGUACUUUCACUGCUGUCGGAUUCGCCGUGGGAAGAAGUACUGCUGUUCAAGCUGUUAUGCGGGCUGUUGCAAUAGCAGGAACUGCCGGAAGAGCAGCUGGGCGAGCAGCUGGAGCUGUUGCUAGCGCUCCUGCUACGAGAGCUGUUAGGAUAGCAACUGAAGGAGCAGUCGCUCUAGCAAGAACUGCUGAAAGACCUGUUGAGGUAGCAGGAUUUGCAGGAGGAGGUCUCAGAGGAGCUGUUCAACGAUUUGGCCAAUCUAUAGCAGGCGUUGUGAGAGGGACGGUUGGCGGAGCUGUGGUGGCAGGACUUGCGGCGGGCCUCACCGUGGCAGGAGUAGGAGUGGUAGUGGCGAAGUUUGCCCGGCGUAAAAAGAAAUGAAAUCGCAGACAGGAUUGAAAUUUAAGCGGUCAGGAAUAAAAUAUGUGGGU
Engraulis encrasicolus (European anchovy) is the source of this 1218-nucleotide messenger RNA. RefSeq names its product GTPase IMAP family member 9-like. Gene Ontology annotation, molecular function: GTP binding. The transcript is spliced from 2 exons. The record is from RefSeq and is a predicted model, not a curated record. Lineage: Eukaryota; Metazoa; Chordata; Actinopteri; Clupeiformes; Engraulidae. Bases 74 to 1168 code for a protein of 364 amino acids.